This is a messenger RNA of Caenorhabditis briggsae, 924 nucleotides long. Gene Ontology annotation, molecular function: palmitoyltransferase activity. The record is from RefSeq and is a predicted model, not a curated record. Gene Ontology annotation, cellular component: Golgi apparatus. Lineage: Eukaryota; Metazoa; Nematoda; Chromadorea; Rhabditida; Rhabditidae. Gene Ontology annotation, biological process: protein palmitoylation. The transcript is spliced from 7 exons. Bases 1 to 924 code for a protein of 307 amino acids.
AUGAACAAGUUCUGCGACUUCAUCGAUGAUAGGAUUGACGAUGGGACGUUUACUCCAAUGGUCAAUGCGGCCAACUCGUCAAUGCGGCAGAUUGGUAAAUUCCUCGUCUUCUUCGUCUACUUCAUCUCAGCACUUCUUGCCUUCACCUCAUUUUUCAUUAUUAUCCCAUAUGAACAGUUAUACAAACCAGGAUGGCUACUCAUCACUCUAGGUGUCUUUGGAAUAUAUUUUCUGAUCAAUAUUCAAUAUCAUUACUACAAGGCUAGAACGAUAGCACCCGUUGCUAAUCCUGGGGAAGAAGGUGAUGAAUUUUGCGACAAAUGCAACUACUGGAAAAGCGACAGAACACAUCAUUGCUCAGUGUGCGAGCGGUGUAUAUAUGGCAUGGACCAUCAUUGCAUUUGGAUUAAUCAGUGUGUUGGAUCACACAAUCAUCGCCAUUUCUUCCUCUUUGUAGCAAAUUUGACACUAGCUGCCAGUGUUAUCAUUUUUGCGGGUUUCCAGUCAUUCUAUGAUCAUUUGUUUAUGGAGUACUCACAAUACACAUUUUGCACAACAAUUCUGGAGCACGCACCUCUUCAAGACAUUAUUUGUGAAUACGAUGGAUUUGCGAGAACUGCAGUUGUCUUUUCUUAUCUCCUCAGUGGCAUCUUAUUGGUUAUGGUUGGCGGCCUUACUUUUUGGAACUUCUACUUGAUAUCCAUUGGGUGCACAUAUAUUGAUUAUUUGAAACGAAGCGGAAACAAAAAAAAGCAGCAAACCCUGAGAAAUCGGCUCAACAAAGGCUUCAAAUCCAACUGGAAGAACUUUUUGGGGCUUCGACGGAAUCGAACAUUUUUCCGAUGUGUUAUAAUACCAACUACAUUCCCGCCGGUGAUAUUUGAGAAUAUUAAUACGCGAUACGAUAACUUUGAUAUUGUAUGA